This is a messenger RNA of Prorocentrum cordatum, 695 nucleotides long. The record is from the annotation of a GenBank genome assembly. NCBI's taxonomy places the organism in Eukaryota, Dinophyceae, Prorocentrales, Prorocentraceae.
UGCCCCUGGCGACAGGAUGCACAGGGGUGCGAGGAUGCCCGCCACCGCCGCCGUAAGGUUGAAACUACGUAGAAGCGAAGAACAUGCACACGCCGCCUGUAGGCAGGCAUAGGCAUGGGAGCACGCACGUUCGUCAAACAUAGGCGCGAGGGCAUGCAUAUAGAAACGAACAGACACGCAGCAAAAGCAGUCCGGGCGAGGAGCAGGCGCGGGACCAGCAAUACAAAUAGUGUUAAUCGUGUAGUAUCAUUGAGGCGUCUGCGUCGGCUAUGCGCGCCCUGCCCGAUCAAUCACUGCUGGCCCCCAAUCACUGCCGCUGGGCUCCCAAUCAGGCCGGCCCCCCGUAGCCGCCUCCAGCCGCGCCGCCCACGCUCCUCUCCCCGGUGAUGGUGAGCACGAAACACAGCGCGAAGCCCAUACAGGUCAGCCCAGGCAGGAUGCCCCACUCCAGAGACCCCAGCCCGCCGAGGUCGCCUCGGCCGAGCAGGAUGUCGUCCACAGAAUCGCCGUCCUGCAUAUUGGCGAGCACGAGAACAGCCCCUGCAAACAGAAAGACUGGCGAGUGUUCCAACAGAACUGACUAUCAACCAUCGCCUCCUGCCACCGCACUCGGCGACCAUCACUUGCUGCUCGCCGUGAAUCGCGCGCUUGAAAAAAAACUUGUGCCUGGCCCUGCUGCAACAAAGUCUUGAGCC